AGAUACUCCUGCAGAUAGUAUGUAACAAGGUACGACCUGUAGAAAAAAGGAAGUUCAAGAAAACGGGAGCUCCUACCUUCCGGUGCACAACGAGAUCGACCACCUCCAUCUCCAUCUCUAACAAAUUCAAAACAAUGGCGACAAAAUAUGUGAAGGCCAAUAAUGAUUCAUACAAUCCCCCUUCCAUCCACCUACACAGCAUCAACUCCACAAUCCAAAACUCCGAAGAACAAGGAGGAGCGGGAGGAAGAAGCAGCUCCAAUAGCUUCCCCCAUUGGUACUCGCCGGAAACAGGGAUAUACAGAAGCAAGCACCCUUCCGUACAACUUCCGACCGACCCAUUUCUCGACGUAGUCUCCUUCAUCUUCUCCCAUAAACACGGCAGCGCAUCUUCUCUGGUCGAUUCACAAUCUGGGUUUUCAAUUUCCUACCCGGAGCUCUACUCUCUGGUCAACUCCAUGGCCGGCGGUCUCCACAAAAUGGGCGUUUCGCAAGGCGAUGCCGUCUUGAUCUUGCUUCCCAAUUCCAUUCAUUUCCCGGUGAUCGUUCUGAGUGUUCUGAGUCUAGGAGCAAUAGUGGUCCCCAUGAAUCCUCUGAGCACUCUGUUUGAGGUAAAGAAGCAAGCUUUAGACGGUAUGAGUAAUAUCUCUCUGGCAUUCUCUUCCAUCGAUAGGGUUGAAGAAUUCAGUGCAUUGGGUAUCCCGGUGAUUGGGCUGCCGGAAAGUUCAAAUCUUGAUUUUCCGGCAGGCUCUGUUUUCGGUGAUUUGAUUCGCAGCGAUUCGCAGACGGCCUAUAAGCCAAGAAUCAAGCAGGAAGACACCGCAGCGAUUCUGUUCUCAUCUGGAACGACGGGGGCUUGCAAGGGAGUGGUGUUGACUCAUCGGAAUUUCAUAGCAACGGUAGAACUGUUCUUGAGGUUUGAAGCUUCUCAGUACGAGUUUGAUACCAGAAAGAAUGUGUACUUGGAUGUUGUGCCGAUGUUUCAUGUGUACGGACUUUCUAUGUUCGUGAUGGGGUUGUUCUCGUUGGGCUCCACGGUGGUUGUGAUGAGAAGGUACGACGGCGAUGAAGUGGUGAGAGUCAUUGAGAGAUUUGGGGUCACCCAUUUUCCGGUCGCGCCGCCACUGUUGAGAACAUUGACGCUAAAAGCCAAGGCGGCGGCGGCGGGUGGUAAUAACAGAGUAGUGAUGAAGAGUAUGAAGCAGGUCUCAUGUGGGGCCGCCCCCACAAGUUUAGCCUGGAUUCAAGACUUUGUUCAAACACUGCCCCAUAUUGAUUUCAUCCAGGGUUAUGGCAUGACAGAGUCUGCAGUUGCAACGCGAGGUUAUAACACUGCAAAACUUCGUAAUCAUUCUUCGGUAGGACUUUUGGCUCCAAAUAUGGAAGCCAAAGUGGUAGAUUGGAAUACUACUUUACCUUCACCUCCCAAUUGCAUGGGUGAGCUUUGGCUAAGGGGGCCUUCUAUCAUGAAAGGGUACUGGAAUAACAUUGAGGCAACGAAAAGUACAGUAGAUGAUGAAGGGUGGUUGCAUACAGGUGACAUUGUCUAUUUUGAUCGAGAAGGGUACCUCUAUGUUAUUGACCGGUUAAAAGAGAUUAUUAAAUACAAAGGCUUCCAGAUCGCUCCUGCCGAUUUGGAAGCAGUGUUAAUUUCUCACCCAGAUAUUAUUGAUGCUGCAGUAACCUCAGCCAGGGAGGAAGAAGUGGGAGAGAUUCCAGUGGCAUUUGUGGUCAAGAGGGACAACAGUGAACUAUCUCAAGCAGAUGUAAUUGCUUUUGUAGCUAAACAGGUUGCACCAUACAAAAAGGUUAGGCGAGUCUACUUCACAACAUCAAUACCUAAAUCUCCAGCAGGAAAGAUUCUCAGAAAGGAGAUGAGGACUUCAAAAUUGUAGACCUUAUUUGUCACUCCAACUAACUUUCCAUUUUUUGCUGUUAUAUCCCUUCAAAAUUGAAAAUGUACCAAUAAUUAGUUUAUACAUUCCUUUUAAAAUCUUCUAAUGACCAACAUGGCAACAUAUGGUUAAAGUAAAGGUAGAAAAUGUCACAUUCAAUCAGAAAUGACACUUACAAGAAAUGUAGUGAUCAUGGUUUUGUUUAAUUGAAUAUUAUUACACUUGAGUUUUUAUAUGUAUAGCAACUGUACUCAAACUUUUUUCCUUAAGUUUUUUAAUAUAAC
Molecule: messenger RNA, 2179 nt
Organism: Cuscuta europaea
Lineage: Eukaryota; Viridiplantae; Streptophyta; Magnoliopsida; Solanales; Convolvulaceae
Source: the annotation of a GenBank genome assembly